Didymodactylos carnosus is the source of this 863-nucleotide messenger RNA. NCBI's taxonomy places the organism in Eukaryota, Metazoa, Rotifera, Eurotatoria, Philodinida, Philodinidae. The record is from the annotation of a GenBank genome assembly.
AUGGUUGAGACAGGACUGUGAGUAUUUUCGCUGUUCUCCCAAUAUGUUUAUUUAGGUAUCAGCAAAGAGAAAGUAAAAAAAUAUGAAUAUAUGUUAACCAACACAUGAUAUGUCGAUAAGAUCUUUCUCAAGUCAGAAUGCAGUAAGCACCUUUUGAGGAAAUAGAGUAGCUUUUUACCACUUAUAAAGAAGUAUUCAUAGCUUAUAGUCAUAAGAAAAAUAUGGUUAAAAGUUGUUUUUAAGUAAUACAACCGGCUUCAAUGAGAAGCUCUCAUCUUUCACUAAAGCUCAAACGACAGAAAAGAAAAAAGUAUGGGUAAAAGCAGGUGUUUAUUUAUCAAAUACCACAUCCUUUGCAUCCAGUCGACAUUUCCAGACCUGACGACAAUGAUGGGUAUUUGUACACCACGCUCCCACCCACACCCACCCCCAAACUAAAUUUUAAUUACAUGGUUGGAUAGAGGAUGCCGAGUUAUCUUCACACCCAACCAUAUUUUUUUCUGUCUUAGCUUUGCUGGAGUACGGGGUAGCUAACAUCUCAUCCAGAAAUUGCUUCUAAAGAAACAAAAGGCUUGCUUUUUUUGUAUUAUGAUACCAUAUUACUCUAUAUUGUCUAGUUACCUUUAAGUGAUUAAUGAUAGUGAUGAUAUCGUUCAUCUAUACACAUAUUCAGAGUUUUUAAAGUCAGUUGAUGAUGAAUCAUUGUCAAUGUGUCUGUCUAUUUGCCACUAAUGAACUAUAAAUCUGAACUUAUGAACACUAAUACUAUUGUCUGUCCAAAAAUUCAGUGGACUCGAAUAUUUUUUGAAUAACUCGAGAACGGAAUAAGCUAGAGAGCGGCGGUUUUCAGAUUAUGAAAGAGC